Messenger RNA from Solanum pennellii, 943 nucleotides. Its product is annotated as zinc finger protein CONSTANS-LIKE 1. Gene Ontology annotation, molecular function: protein binding. Bases 56 to 865 code for a protein of 269 amino acids. Gene Ontology annotation, biological process: regulation of flower development. NCBI's taxonomy places the organism in Eukaryota, Viridiplantae, Streptophyta, Magnoliopsida, Solanales, Solanaceae. Gene Ontology annotation, cellular component: nucleus. The transcript has 4 exons. The record is from RefSeq and is a predicted model, not a curated record.
GCCAAAAAUUGACUCAUCCUAUUAAAAACACCAAAUUUCAAUUUUAAAAAAAGAAAUGGCUUUCACUCCUCAUGAUCAUGAAUACUAUACUACUCAAGGUCUUUUCUCCAAUGAAUUCAUCAAUUCUUCUCUUGUUACUAGUAAUCCUCUCCCACAAAUAUGCAAUUCCCAAAUAAGCCCUUAUGAACAUGAACAAGUAGUAAUGAAUAUGAAUUCACUAGAUCAUUAUGUGCCACCCUCAAUUUCAAUGAUGCCAUGGUUCCCUGAGAGGCUAGGGGUUUCGGAUAUGACGGUGCCGGUACUACUACCUGCAUCGUCUACUACUUAUGCAGUCGAAAACAACAACAAUAAUAAUAAUAAUAACGGAUGCAACGGCCAACACCACGAGGGGUGUGAAUCUUGGGAUGAAACUACUGAUCAUGCUUUUGAAUCCAACUUCUGGUCCUCUUGUCCUCUCGCGACCUCCAAUAAUUGGGGUUCUCAAAGGGAAACAAGUCCAAAAAUCAAAGGAACGCCAACAAUGAAGAUUGGGAGGUACUCAGAAGAGGAGAGAAAGGACAGAAUUCUUCGAUACCUCAAGAAAAGAAAUCAAAGGAAUUUCAACAAAACUAUAAAGUAUGCUUGUCGCAAAACCCUAGCAGACAAACGUGUUCGAGUUCGUGGAAGAUUUGCUAAGAAUAAUGAAGAUCAUCAACUCCUCAUCAACGGCAAUUUUGUUAAUUAUCACCAACACAAAGAUGGUUGCUAUGAUCAAAUCCAGAUGAAACAUGGUGAUCAUUAUAAUGAGGAUAAUUGGUUAGAAGAGGCAAUCACAAAUUUUAUGUAUAUACCUUGUAGCUCCUAUGACGGAAAUUUCAUAAGCUGAUUUUACUACUUAAGUCUCUCUCUAAUUAUGUACUCCCAUCCAUUAUUUAUGAAUGAAUGAAUGAAUAGUUGAGGUCUA